AUGACUCGAAUUAAACAAGAAGAAAAUGCCAUGGAUAUGAAGAUUCCUGUUGAUAUCAUGGACCUUCCGAUCAACCAACCUCAGCAAGACGCGCCUAUCACUAUCUCCACAAGUAGCAUCAAGAGAGGAAGAAAGAGCUCUGCUUCUCCAAAGCUAGAAGCUGAAAAGGAAGAUUGUUCAUUGAAAAAGAGAGCAAAAAAUGUGGAAGAGGCAUUUGUCAGUACAGAUAAAGCAGCGGACGCAUCUGAAGAAGAAGAAAACAAAGUAAUUCCAAUGAACAAGGACAACCAUUUCUAUUGCCGUCGAUGUAAUAUCAAUAUCAAAGGCUGUAGGGAAUACUAUGGCCAUCUCAGGUCAGAACACAACAUCAAGCCCAACAUCAAUCGAGUCAGACAUGUGGAUUUGCAGCCAGACAUUGAUGAUCCUAACUUUUACUGUAGAUCGUGUGAGAGACCUCAUGCAGGUAGACAUCAGUACACUACGCAUUUGAAACGAGUACAUCAUAUGUUGCUACAACCAUUUAAAAAACCCAAAGAUAAGGGUGUUCAACCUGAUCCUUUCAGCCCCAAUCAUUACUGCACCGUCUGCAAGAAAGAAUUCAGCAAGACAGGCUUCAAGAGGCAUUUGCUGUUAGUACACAAGGUGAACCUCAAGGCUCUCCACACAUAG
Molecule: messenger RNA, 669 nt
Organism: Mucor velutinosus
Lineage: Eukaryota; Fungi; Mucoromycota; Mucoromycetes; Mucorales; Mucoraceae
Product: Protein ssh4
Exons: 2
Coding region: 1-669 (222 amino acids)
Source: RefSeq, a predicted model, not a curated record